Messenger RNA from Caenorhabditis elegans, 909 nucleotides. RefSeq names its product G-protein coupled receptors family 1 profile domain-containing protein (gene srsx-32). Gene Ontology annotation, molecular function: G protein-coupled receptor activity. Gene Ontology annotation, biological process: G protein-coupled receptor signaling pathway; signal transduction. Bases 1 to 909 code for a protein of 302 amino acids. The record is from RefSeq and is marked reviewed. Lineage: Eukaryota; Metazoa; Nematoda; Chromadorea; Rhabditida; Rhabditidae. The transcript is spliced from 6 exons. Gene Ontology annotation, cellular component: membrane.
AUGGUUGCCGAAGUUAACCUUCCUAUUGCUCCAAUUGCAAUAUUUUAUCUGUGUUGCUCUAUUGUGAGUUGCACCGGAAACUCAAUUAUGAUAAUUCUGUUUAUCAAAGAAAAAAACUUUCACUCCCCUUGUCAUUAUAUGAUCACGUUCAGCUGUCUGGCGGAUAUGCUGCACCUAUGUGGCCAUUUUGUAUUCAAUUACCAUAUUUUUGCAGACGUAACGGAUACACAGGCAAAUUGUUAUUGGAUGCUAUUUUUCACGAGUAUCGGUAAAACAAUGAGCAAUCCGCUGAUAUUGAUGACCGGAAUUGAUAGGCUGAUUGCUUGCAAGUCACCAGUUUUAUACCGAGCUCUUCUUGAACGUCCGAAUCUGUACGUGUGCGGGCAAUUGAUUCUUCCAACAGCUUACUCAUCAUUUCUCAUGGUAUCUGGUUUUCUACAAAGAGAUACUGUAACACAAAUAUAUUGCGCAGUUCCUGCAGCGUUUGCUGGCACCGCAUUUUCCAAAUUUAAUACGAGUGGGAUAUUUAUCAACAUAGCAAUUGUGAUAGUUUAUUUUUUCACCUUUCUCCAACUCCGCACCUACGCAGGAGCUACUCAAAUGAAAGUCGUGUUCCGCUCGAUUCUUUGGACAGUGAUAUUCGUGAUAAUUGGCUGGAGUAGUGUGACCAUUGCAAAUCAGUUUGCUAUAUUUGCAAAAGAUGCAGCUACUCGGAAGCUCAUUUCUAUUUACGCUGGAAUCGGUGUUAAUCUCGCUUGCGCCAGUAAUAUUUUUGUUUUCUACGCCAUCAACACGGAAUAUCGAAAUGCGAUUCGGCGCCUUUUUGGCUUAUCCAGCAGUCUCUCUAAUCGUGCAACGAGUCUCGGACCGAGAAGUACAACUAAAAUAACACCAGUUACUACGAUGUAA